This is a messenger RNA of Chenopodium quinoa (quinoa), 1145 nucleotides long. RefSeq lists its product as uncharacterized. Gene Ontology annotation, biological process: vacuolar proton-transporting V-type ATPase complex assembly. Gene Ontology annotation, cellular component: endomembrane system. The coding region runs from base 197 to 889 and encodes 230 amino acids. The record is from RefSeq and is a predicted model, not a curated record. NCBI's taxonomy places the organism in Eukaryota, Viridiplantae, Streptophyta, Magnoliopsida, Caryophyllales, Amaranthaceae. The transcript has 4 exons.
AAAUACAGACAUGAAAAAAAAAAUGUUAAAGAAGCAAGUAAUGACAACAAGAUUACUUGCAAAAUGGGCCAUAUCUUCUUAUGGGCUAUAUCCAAAACUCAAAUACCAUAUCCAUUAUCCAUCAAACUAGUACUAACAUUCAACUGAAGAAGAAGAAGAACAAGAUCGAUCGAAGAAGAAAUCAAUUUGAAAAAAGAUGACUGCAAUUUCUGAAUCAGAACCUCAAACAUCUUCAUCUUCUUCCUCAAAUUCAACUAUAACAACAACUGAUUCUUCUUCAACAACUGGUUUAAUUUUAUCAAACACAGAAACUAUACAAUCUUUCCUCACUUCUUCAUCAUCAUCUUCAUCAAAUCUCCCUGAAAAUCUCCGGCAAUCUGCUCUUUCUCUCUCCUCUCAAUCUUCUCUUCCUUAUCAAUCUCUGAGAUCCAUCUGGGUUGCAUCUGACCCCACUACCAGACCCUCUCUCUCUCUCCUCCUUCGCGGUUCUUCUUUCCUCUUCAAUAGCCCUAAACCUCGAGAAAAGAGCGAAGAGCUGAAAGCAAGGUUGAAGAAGCUAGAGGAGUUAGCUGAGAGGAAAGCAUAUGCAGAGCUUGUGAAAGAUAUUACUCCAAAGGAGCCAAAUGAGCCCUUUUCAACUUACAAGGACCAACUUGGAUUUGGUUUACAUGUCGUGGUCAUUAUGUUCACUGGUUACCUUGUUGGAUACAUUGCCUUCAGGGCAUUAUUUGACCGUAACCCUAUCAUGAGUACUGCAGGAGGCAUCCUAGGUUUGGUUCUUGGCAUGCUUGUGGAAACACUUUUAUUCAUCAUUAGAACUACUGAUUACAGUGAAAAAUCAUCGAAACCUCGUCCACCUUCUAACUUGAAGUUCAAGAAAAAUCAAUAGGAUCUUAGGUUGAGAUUCUCCUCAGGCACGCCUCCUUCUCUUUCUCUUGUGAUCCUCACUUAAAAGAGAUUGGUGUUCUUGAUUUCCAAUGUUGUUGUAUACACUUUUUUCCCCAAUAAAUAAGGCUUAUUUUAUUGUACACAUUACCGAGUAUAAGCUAAGGGCAUGUUCCGGCUGAGCUGAGCUGAGCUGAUUAAUUAGUGAAUUUUAACUACGGAUUAGUGAUCUUUGAUUAUUUAUUGAUUAUUUAUUACUA